Epithele typhae is the source of this 1569-nucleotide messenger RNA. RefSeq lists its product as uncharacterized. Lineage: Eukaryota; Fungi; Basidiomycota; Agaricomycetes; Polyporales; Epitheliaceae. The transcript has 5 exons. The record is from RefSeq and is a predicted model, not a curated record. Bases 1 to 1569 code for a protein of 522 amino acids. Gene Ontology annotation, molecular function: protein binding.
AUGUCUUACAUUCUUUUUCUACCGACCGAGCUCCUCAUCCUUAUCCUCCUCGACCUCGAUUACAUUCACAUCCUCUGCUGCCGUCGUGUUUCCAGAGUGCUGCAGACCGUCAUCGACGACGAUGUCCGCUUCCAAUACAAGAUCGAGCUCGCCAUCGCCGGCAUGGACGACGGCCCGCCCGGCUCCCUCAUGGCGUCCGACCGCCUUGCGAUGCUGCGUGAACGCCAGAAAGCGUGGCACUCGAUGCAAUACCGGGGGGUAGAAGAAAUACCAAUGGGCAGAGGCGACACCUGGGAGCUCUAUGGUGGUGUGCUUGCCCAAACCAAAGGGAAGCGCAGGGUCUUCCUCAAACAACUACCGUCGGUCUCGCGAAACAUCGAGUCGAGGGAGUGGGCCACCCCCGAACUCGACUUCGACAUCCGAGAUUUCACCAUGGACCCUGCGCAAGAUCUGCUGGUGGCGGUGGAGCAUUAUACAUCGAAUAGCACCGAACACUCUACCCGCAAACAAGAUUGUCUUGUCCACCUCCUCACCCUCUCUGGUGCAAACCAUCCAGCUGCUCCUAAGGGCGCAACCCUCGUCCACCCGCUGAAGCUCGGAGGGUACUCGUACGCCAUCCAAACCUCGCAACAUUUACUGGGCGUCUUGAUUACCAGUGACGAAGCACAGUUUGUGGAACUACUCAUAUGGAACUGGAAAACAGGUGAACGUAAAAUGCAUGUCAUCGCUUCGGAGUUGCCGUCAUUCGCUUUCCUCACCAACAGAUACCUCCUCCUCGCCGUCCUCCCAGUCCAUCCCGAGGACAUCGUCGUCCCGCCCGGCCAAGCCGAUCCCCGCCUCAUGAUCCUCGACCUCGACCGCGCCUCCAGCGAGCCAGUCAUGUUCGCCGACCUCGACUACCUCUGCACGUUCCAAUACCCCGAGUUCUCCCCCAUCUGCACCACGCACUCCGUCACCAUCCGCUCCGACCCCGCCCCGCACUGGACGCCGCACCCGUCCCUCCACGUCCCCUUCCACGUCGCGCACGGGGACCGCCUGUUCGUGAUCACGCUCUGGGUGCUCGAGGCGGGCGGGACCUGGCUCGGGCUGCUCUCGCUCGCGCCGACGGCGACGUUCCUCCGCGCGCUCGGCUCGCUCCCGCCGGGGGAGACCCGCCGGGACUUCCCGUGGGACGAGUGGGGGCUGCACGGCUCGCGGCUGAUCGCGGCGCCGCGGACGCACACGACGGUGUGGGUGUGCUACGUGCACGGGCAGACGUUCGUCCUGCCCCAGCCGGACUCGCAGCGCGCGGUGCUCGCGCUCGACUUCAACCCGCUCGCGGUCCGGCGCUGGCGCGUCGCCGAGGCGGCGGCCGCGGAGGCGCGGGUGAUCGACGAGCUGGCGGUCUUCCGGCCGAAGCGGGUGUUCACGAAGGAGGUGCGCUCGGGGCUGCCGUACGUGCUGCGGCGGUGCCGGCCGUUCGCGGACGGGGAGGAGGGCGAGUUCGACGCGGUGAUGGUCUCGGAGGACUCGCUCGUCACAGUGGCUAGCCAUUCGAGUGUACGGAAGUAUCGGAUUUUGACGUUCUGA